AUGCCACCGAAACCUAUACUGGUUAAAACUGAGACGAGAAAGAGCCUGUUACUCACGCCAAGUAGAGUAGUCAGUCGCCCUGACAACCUCGAAGGAGGAGAGGAAACUGAAAUUGCUGCUCAAAUAUCAGUACCGCAAGAAGGAGGUUGGGGAUGGGUAGUUGUUGCUGCGUCGUUUACAAUUAUUUUUAUUCUAGAUGGCGUGGCAUUUACAUUUGGUAGCCUAUUAAACGAUAUGUCUACCGAUUUAAAUAUAUCAGUAUCAACUUUACCCUUGGUAAACUCUAUCGCCGUAGCUAUUUAUUUUAUGAUGGGACCUUUGGCUUCUGCGCUUAUAAAUCGUUUUGGAUUUAGAGCAUGUGCAAUGUCUGGUUCUAUUAUAAGUUCAUUUUCAUUACUUACUUCGUACUUUUCUACGAAUUUUGCAACGUUGUGCGUCUUUUACGGUUUCUUUGCUGGAUUCGGUUAUUGUCUAAUAAAUAUGACAGGCAGUUUAGUAGUGGGAUUUUAUUUUGAAAAAUUAAGGUCUAUCGCCCUCGCCAUAGCAACAACUGGCUCAAGUCUUGGUGUUACAGUAUUAUCAUCAGUAAAUGUCCGUUUAUCUAAAUUAGCUGGAUGGAGAGCUACAACGUUAUUUCAUUCUGGAUUAUUCGGUUUGAUAUUUUUCUUUGGUAUGGCAUAUCAACCCCUAUUAUCAUUCACCGUUGCAAAAACUACAGAAGAUCCAACUCGUACUGUAACCUACUUGCCUAAUUUAUCAGCAGCGGCACUAAAAAAUACUGUUUCACGGACAAGAACGGAGGGCAUUAUGCCUACCACCACGGAACGUUUAUUUGGAGCAGCUUCGAAUGCAAACUUUCCAACAGCAGCUGCAGUAGUCGAUGACCUCGUACCGUCCACAACGACACAGGCUGGACCUUCAACAGCAGCCGUAUCUAAGAUCACGUUGACAGCAAACGCUCCACAAGGAGGCAUUAGCCCAAGACAACUGAAGCAAGUUCAAUCUAUUGUAUCAAAAAGUAGCAUGCAGGAUAAGUCUAAAAAAACAGUUGAACUGACUGUAAAUAUUGAGCAGCCAAAAAAGGCCUCAUUUUGGGGAAGAUUAUUCCGCUGGGAAGAACACGUUCCCCAAUCUAGACCUAUGUACCGAGACGAUGUUUUUUAUGACGGUAAAUUGCAAAAACUCCCUGCUUAUCAAAAAAGUAAGAUGGACACAACAGCUGAAGCUAAGACAGGACUAGAAUAUCAAUUGGCAGUAUCACGAGCUGCAACUGCGGUAGAUUUACGAGAGCGUAGGGGAGUCUUUACAACCGCAGCAAGAAGGGUUUUAGCUACGAUGAUGGACCCCAAAUUAUUACGCAAAUCCUCAUUUUGGUGCCUUUGCACGGCAGGAUUUCUUAUAUACGUAGGAUUUCUAGUUCCAUAUGUAUUUAUUCAAACAAGAAAUCAAGACGCAGGCAUACCCGCGCAGCACUGCUCUCUAUUUGUUAGCGUUAUGGGUUUGUCGAAUGCCUUUGGCAGACUUUCAUUGGGCACAUUAGCUUUGAAGGUGGAACCGACAAAUUUAUUUAUAAUGGCAAUGUUAAUAGCUGGGAUUGGUACUAUGUGCUCGGGCUUGUCAUACAACUUGUAUUUCCAAUAUUCUUACUGCGUAAUUUAUGGAUUUUUUAUAUCAUGUAUGGCAUCUCUAAGAAGCCUUAUAAUUGUUUCGCUAUAUGGACUCGACAAUUUAACAAAUGCUACCGGUAUAAUGUUAUUGUUUCAAGGUUUAGGUAGUUUUUUCAGUGCACCCGUUGCAGGUUUAAUAAAAAACUUAUUUGGGUUUCCCGUUGCCUUUAUGGUGGCGGGGUUAUUUAUUUCACUUGGAGGAUUAAUUAUAAUUCCUAUGAAAAAAUUAGCUCAAAGGGAAAAACGAGCAAUUGAUAUGAACCAAAAACAAGCUAAUACUGGUAAAACUGAUAAGUAG
Messenger RNA from Leptosia nina, 1965 nucleotides. NCBI's taxonomy places the organism in Eukaryota, Metazoa, Arthropoda, Insecta, Lepidoptera, Pieridae. The record is from the annotation of a GenBank genome assembly.